Molecule: messenger RNA, 1104 nt
Organism: Penaeus vannamei (Pacific white shrimp)
Lineage: Eukaryota; Metazoa; Arthropoda; Malacostraca; Decapoda; Penaeidae
Source: RefSeq, a predicted model, not a curated record
AUGGCGCGGCGCGACUCCACGGCGGACGCCCUCGCCUGCUCCGUCAAGGGCUUCAGCUCCAUCCAGGCGGCCAGGAUGCAGAGCGACGUGGACGGCGACCCCUCCUGCAGCGGGGAUCCGCCCCUGGAGGAGGCCCGCGAGGACGAGGCCGCCGGCGAGGCCUCCUCGACGGCGGAAGGGGCGCAGGAGGAGGAGCAGCAGGGGCCGGAGUGGCCCGCGGAGGUCUUCCUAGAGCCUCACGAAGGAGGCGUCCCAACGGUCUCUUGUUCUGCGCUGCCCUCCUACGUCUCGCCUCCUGCUGGGCACGGCAGGAGGAGGGAGGGCAACGGCGACAUCCCCCGCGGGCGGGGCGGCAAGGGCGGCGUGGAGGCCGGCACGUGCGUGGUGGUGCUGGAGGCGCGGGGCGAGCGGCGGCCGAGCGACGCGCCCCCCGCGGGGCCCUCUGACGCCGUCGGCGCCGGCAGGAGCAGGCAUCAGGCUGCAGCGCCAAGGUGGGCGGUGGUCGCGGCGUCAGCGCAGCCUGCGGUGCCGGCGCCGGUGCCAAAGGAGGAGGCCCCGUGCCGAGUGCGCAGCGCCUCGCUCAAGGGCCGCGACUGCCCGGCGCCGCGGGGCCCGCAGGCCAGGGAGCGCCGCGACAGCCAGGGGCGGGGCGUCGGGCCACUCCGCGCGCGCCGCCCACCGCUCGCCGUCGCUCCCCGCCGCCGCCGUCUGGAGAACCACGUGAGCUGCGCGGGCGCGGCGGCGGAGCAGCAGACGCGGCGACAGGAGCCGGUGCCGGCGCCGCGGGCGCGAGGGGGGUCGGCGCCCCUGCCGCGCCCUCGUGAAGACCAACAGCGCGGGGCGGUGCGGGCGCGCGCGAGCUCGCAGGAGAGGAGGCGGUGUCAGGCGGAGGAGGCCCUCCCGAGGGCGUCCUCCGCGGGCCCCUCCCGCACCUCCCCUCCCCCCCUCAUCUGCCACAACAAGGUGUACCCCAACGGGCGGCCCCCCCGCGCAGCCGCCGCCCACGCGCCAGGGCAUGGAUUCGUGGGGCGGGCGCCGCAGCGCCGUGCACCGCGGGCGCCGCCCCCGACCGGCGUCGGGCAGCGGGCGCCCGUCGUCCCUUAG